AUGGCCAUCUCUAUCUUCUCUCAGGAUGUUGAGACAGGGGAAUGUCCCCAGAGAGAGAGCAAGGCAUAUAAAAAAGGGGAAGCCGUGGUGCAAUGGAUCAGUCGCUCGCUCGUUGAUCCUGGGGACGCAGCUGGGAUGAUGGUUACUUGCCUGCUCCUCUCCAGCCUCUGGGCCCUUGCAUCAGGCUCUGUGCAGGUGCUGCACAAAAAGGUGCAGUCGGUCCAGGCAGGCGGAAAUAUUACUUUCUCAUGCCAAUCAGUCACGAACGAAGAUGUAAUACAAGUGACCUGGCAGAAGGAGAUGGAUGGGGCUGAAGACAACAUAGCAACUUAUAGUACAAUGAACGGUGAAAAGAUAGCAAAAGCCUAUGAUGGCCACGUGAGCUUUGCCCAUAGCGGGCUGGAAGCCUCGUCCAUCUCCCUUCACCAAGUCACCCUGCAAGAUGAAGGAUGCUACAAGUGCAUCUUCAACACCUUUCCCUCGGGAGCUGUCACUGGCAGGAUGUGCCUCAAGGUUUACGCCAUCUCAGACCCCAAAGUGGAAGCCAAGCUUAUACCCAGUCCUGACAACGCUGAAGUCUCUGAGGAAGUGGUGGGGAUGAGCUGCUCAGCAACAGGGAAGCCAGCUCCAAAAAUCACCUGGCACCUUCCAAGCACGCUGCUGCAGAAACCAAAGGAGUACCACAUCAAGCUCACCAACCAGACCAUCACUGUCAUCAGCAACUUCACCCAUGCCCACUCCAAAAUCCUCAAGGAGUACCCCAUUGCCUGUGUGAUCCAGCACCCAUCUCUAAAUGUGACCCUGCCCCUGCCCAUGGACAAUCUGACACAAGGUCAGGACAAUAUCAUGGCACCAACCAUGGCCAUUAUUGUGGGGGUGCUGGUCCCUCUGAUAUUCCUCCUCGCGUUGCUCCUUUGCCUGAGACACCUUCGUGACCCAGAGAGAAACACAGCCUGGCCUCGCUGGGUCCUUGCUGUAUGUGCCAAGGAGAGAGCAUGUGGAAGGUACAUGCUUACUGGCAAGCGGGCUACUGCUGCAGUGCCCAACACGUGAACUCCUGCAUGCCCUACACGUGGACAUCUUGGACUGUCAUGUAAAACUGCUGUGACAUCACACCAAAGGAAACACGGGGAAAAAAAAAGAACAUUCUAUAAUUCAUAUUUAUUUUCUUAGACAACUGCAUUCCGUUUUGUAGAAGAAAAGCUGUGAAUUAUUUAUUUGAGACUCUAAGACUGUUGGCUGCGUGGGUCUGUAAUGCAACUUGUGGUUGGCAUUUUCUACGCUGCAUUUAUUCUUUUCCUAUAUUUCAAUAUCCCGGGCUCCAAGUGGAGCGAGGGCUGUCUAAGGCAGUGUGGUAUUGUGUGGGGCAGUGAUUUAUGAGGUACUGCUCCAGGUGAAGGGAAGCAGAAAGUGUGUGGGACUCUGCUGGCAUUACUGAGAGCUGCCAGAAACCUUCUCCCCAGCGGGCAUGGGAGAUGGAGCAUGUCUGCAGCUGGAUCAGACUUGUAACACUGGCAGCAGGCUCCAAGCCAUCAGGCACCAGGAAGUUACCACCCUUUCCUAGAAAGUUAUUUGGAGGCAAAGGGAAGUUUCCUUCUCCUUCUGUGGUUUCCACAGCCAAUUUUUCAUUUCCCUAAUCUAACACAGUUGCCUCCUGUUUCCACGUAUCACACCUGCCUGGGGGAAGAAGCAGGGGAAUUUAAGGAGAGUUUGGAAGGGUGUCAGGCAGAGCAAUUCUCUCUCUACUCCUGUCCUCCUGGCUCCAUGCAGCAAGUGUAUGCUAUCUGGUUUUCCCUUGCACAUCCACUUUGCGUGCACUUCCCGGAUGAAGCAGGCUGUGUAGAGGCCGAAAAGCUGAGUCAAGUGAAAUGAAAGAGAGUGGGUGAGCUAAGAAUGAAUAAACCCACUUCUUGUCAUAAAAAGCUUUUAUAGAAUCCCUAAUGCUUAGUAAUAGCUGAUCUGAUGAUUGCAAGGAAAGGGGAACCAGCUACAGACCAGCAGCUCUUGCAAUUGGGAAUUUUUCUCUUGAGCCCCAUAACUGUCAGAGGAGAAAACCUGUUUUUUUCCAAACUUCCCCACAGCUGCAGUUUAGGUUUCCUCCACACCUGUAUGGGAAGGGGCAAGGGAGGGAAGCAGACCUUCCCCAGGAGUAUUUUGUAUCCAAUGGAAUGCAAGCAAAGGAGCACUGCUCCAGGGUUCUUGGGCUGUGUUGUGUCAGAUCGCUCUGCUCGAUAGGAUCUGCACUUGGCCUUCAGGUGUUGGGUUGGCUUUUUCUAAGGAUCAUUAUGGUUGUUUUUAAGAGAGGAUACUACAAAUAUUUGGACUAAUGGGCUUUUCUUUAUUUUUGUUUAUUUUUUAUUUUUUAUUUUUAAAGGGAAAAAAUAGAAAGAUCUGUUGCAGAAAUGAGGAAUCUGGACAUGGGAACAAAAAGAAUUUUCAGAAUGACAACAAAAAGGCACAAAGCUAACAAGAAACUCAUUAAGCAUAUGAUGAUUGUAGAAAUCUGUUUUUAUUUUUUACAAGUUGAUCUGGAAUGGGGAAAAAUAGAGUCUGAAGUAAAGAAAAUGCCUGCUUAAGUGUGUUUCUGACUUCUGCUCUUUAGCUGUAUGUUGAAUUGUGAAGGACUUUUGUAUGUUUCUGUUUCUUGGUGCAACAGAACCAGAGGCUGAAUGAAAAGGGAGGACAUGGCAGCAUAGAAACAAAAUACUGUGCAAAAAAAGAGCAUGUUAUUCAUCUACUUGUCUUUUACAGCAUUGAAAUGAGAACAGCAAAAUGAUGUAUAAAGGUAGAACAUUUAAAACCAAUACACAUAUUUGCCUUCGUAAUGUACAAAUCCAUCAGCCCACCAUAGUGUAUGCUACUGCUAUUGUGUUUGGCUUCAUGUAGCACAGGGCUGAAUGUAGGCAUCCAGGCUACGUACAAUUAACCGGCUGCCAGAUGUGGAAAGGAGUAUAAAAUAGAUAGAAACCGCCUUUGAGAGAACAAACAAGCAUGUGACUGAGGGGAUGAGGGUUUUACCUUGGGUGAAUAAUAUCUUAACUGUUGUUCUGAGGUUUCUUUACGAUCAUCUUGUUCUUAUCUUUGCCAAGUUUUCUCUGUGAACAAUUUGGUAGUAGAACUCCAGUGCUUCAGACAAGUUUAUUCAUAUGUUUAGUAUUUGUUUUAACAAACAGCAUGUACAGUAUGAAAUGCUGCAAAUCUCAGUAGGUCUGGAGAAACAAAAAUAAAGCUCAUCAGAACUUCAAGCAGAA
Gallus gallus (chicken) is the source of this 3251-nucleotide messenger RNA. Its product is annotated as OX-2 membrane glycoprotein-like. Gene Ontology annotation, molecular function: cell-cell adhesion mediator activity. The record is from RefSeq and is a predicted model, not a curated record. Lineage: Eukaryota; Metazoa; Chordata; Aves; Galliformes; Phasianidae. The transcript has 6 exons. Gene Ontology annotation, biological process: negative regulation of macrophage activation; regulation of immune response. The coding region runs from base 1 to 1053 and encodes 350 amino acids.